This is a messenger RNA of Trichobilharzia szidati, 915 nucleotides long. NCBI's taxonomy places the organism in Eukaryota, Metazoa, Platyhelminthes, Trematoda, Strigeidida, Schistosomatidae. The record is from the annotation of a GenBank genome assembly.
AUGCUACUGUGUAUUAUGGUGCAUUGUGAUUUGGCAGUGAAUGUCAGUUCAUCCAUACGAAGUCAUCAGGACAUAAACAUUUCAAUCAGAAAACGUCAAGUUCAAAUGGAUUCUGACGAUGAUUUGGACCAACUUCAGCGUCUGAGGCGUCUUCGAUUGGCUGCUGAAAAACGAAGAAUUGAACUGGUUAAACGUUUACAUAGUUUAUAUGUAAGCUUAGGAACCAGACGAACACAAGCUCGAGAUGAAUGGAAACGUCGUUAUUAUUCCGCUAAAAAACAAGCUCCAAAUCUUGAGUCAAGGAUGAAUGGGCACAGAGGUGACCUUGAAUCUCUAAUCAGAAGAUCAAUUACUACACUGAAACACAUUGGCAUAGACUCUGCAGAGACUCAACAUCUCGCUGAACUAAUGGAGAAACGAAGAGAAGUAACAAAAGAAGAAUACAGACUAGCUGAAAUUAUGCUCAGCUUAACCAAAGCCAUCAGACUUCGAUCGCAAGCUGAAACAGAAGGCAGACUCCUUAAUGCUGAAUUAGAUCGUAGAAGAGGUGAAAUGAGCUUGGUUAAAUCCACAUCACCAAGUCGAAGAGCUUAUGCUUGUUCAUUAUCUCCUAGAAGAAGAACAGUACGUGGACCACUCGGCGUUUCUAGUCCAAAAUUUAAUAGACGAAGUACCGUAAGCCUAUAUGAAGGGCAACGUAAACGUAUAAAUUAUAAAAGUUUGUCUCCAAAUCCCACUCCCAUUGAUCAAACAUCACAAGACUCAAGCAGUCCAGAUGAUAGCAAAGCAUCAAUCAAAAUGAGGAGUGUACGUAGCCCGAAAAGUGGGAUCCAAGUUCAAGGAUCAGAGGUUAGAAUAAAAACUCCAGAUUUCGAAGUUUCUGUGCAUUCUACCAAUAAUUCACCAGAGUUAUAA